Messenger RNA from Naegleria lovaniensis, 1632 nucleotides. RefSeq lists its product as uncharacterized. The transcript is spliced from 4 exons. Gene Ontology annotation, biological process: proteolysis. Bases 1 to 1632 code for a protein of 543 amino acids. Gene Ontology annotation, molecular function: peptidase activity. The record is from RefSeq and is a predicted model, not a curated record. Lineage: Eukaryota; Heterolobosea; Eutetramitea; Acrasida; Naegleriidae.
AUGUCUUCACACUCCUAUCAUGAUCAAAGCCUUAAUCUUGAAUCAUUGCAAUCGUUUGUGGAGCGUGAAUUUGAUGAGAAUGUGCUUCCUGCUCUGAAGGAUUUUAUUCGUAUUCCUAAUCAAUCUCCGAAUUUUGAUAGUCAUGUAUUAACAAACGGUUAUAUGGAACAAGCCUUGAGUUUGAUUGUGCAUUGGAUUGAAAAACAAAAUAUUCAAGGAUUAAAGUUGGAAGUGAUGAGAAUUGAAGGAAAAACACCAUUGAUCUUUGUGGAUAUUGAUUCAACCAUAGAAGGAAAGAAAGGAUGGAAAUCUAAUGUUCCAAUUGCAUUCUUGUAUGGACAUGCUGAUAAACAACCACCUGCAGAGGGAUGGGCCGAAGGUCUCUCUCCCUACAUACCUGUUGUUCGAAGUCGGUUGCCUUCCGAUCGUGGUCACGUUGCUGAUGAUUUUACAUAUUUAUACGGAAGAGGAUCUAAUGAUGAUGGUUAUGCUGUAUUUUCUUCCAUUCUUGCUGUCAAGUCGUUGCAGGAACAAAAGAUGCCUCAUGGCAGAAUAAUCGUUUGUUGUGAAUUUAGUGAGGAAUCUGGUUCGUGUGAUUUACCCUAUUAUUUAUGUUAUUUACUGCCUUUUGAAAAAAGUAAACACAUUAGAGAGGCACUCGGAGAGGAUGCACCCACAAUUCCUCAAGAUUACCAAGGAAAAAUCGAGGGUGAAGUAGAUUUAAUGAUUUGUCUUGAUUCUGGUGUUGGAAAUUACUUGCAGCCAUGGGUGACACUUUCAUUGAGAGGCAUUCUGGUUUUAGAAAUGCAUGUGAGCUUAAUCACUCAAGGUGUUCAUUCUGGAGGAUAUUCUGGAUUAGUGGCUGACAGCUUUAGAGUGGCGAGAAUACUUCUUUCAAGACUCGAAGAUGAAAAUACAGGCCAAAUUAAAAUUAAGGACCUCUAUGGAACCUCCACAUCUGAAGUGAAUGAGAAUGAACCUUAUAUUCCAAAAUGGGUCCUUCAAAAAUUGUCAGUAUCAGCCGAGCUAUUGGGAAGAGAAGGCGUUUGUGAAGCCGUACCCUUAGUAGAUGACAAUGUCGAGCUCAUGAGUGAUGACUUGUUGCAAUUGUUGUUGAACAAGACAUGGCGCCCAACUUUGACCAUAACAGGUGCUGAAGGUUUGCCUAAAUUUGCAAAAGCUGGCAAUGUUUUACGUCCACGAACUAAUUUAAAGCUCUCCAUCCGGUUACCUCCUCAUGUUUCACCUGAAAUGGCUGAACAGAAAGUUAUUGAAACACUCACUACAAAUAUUCCGUACAAUGCACAUGUGGAAAUUAAGAACGUUCACACAGGAUCUGGAUGGUAUUGUCAAGAGUUUAAACCCUGGUUGUUAAAAUCGUUCGAUGAUGGUUGCAAGACAUUUUUUGGCUCCCAGUAUGAAACUGGUUUUCUUGCAGAAGGAGGAUCUAUUCCUUUUAUUAAGGUCCUCAAUGACUGUUACAAGAACGCACAAUUUAUUGUCACAGGUGUUGCUGGACCUGGUUCUAAUGCCCAUGGCCCUAAUGAGCACCUUUGCUUGGAAUACACAAAGAAGGUCAUUUGUUAUGUCACCAAGAUAUUGUCGGACCACGCUUGCACCCAUGACGAAUGA